Molecule: messenger RNA, 1943 nt
Organism: Lactuca virosa
Lineage: Eukaryota; Viridiplantae; Streptophyta; Magnoliopsida; Asterales; Asteraceae
Source: the annotation of a GenBank genome assembly
CCCACCCAAGAAAAAAUAGAGAAUUCAAAAGGCAUUUUUCCAACGAAAUUGAUGCUAGACGAAGAAGUAUGUUCCCUCCAUCACCACACCCCUUUCAUCUCUUCUUCUUCUUCACCCACACUUCAGCUCUUACCUUCUUCCACCGCCGUUAAUUGCAUACAUUCAGAUCUCCGGAUAUCUUCUUCUUCACUUCCUUUAGCUACUUGCCUCUUUAUGAAGAGUUGAAGACACGCACAUACAUAAACCGAGUUUUAGCUUCCAAUAUUAAUCGAACCGAUUCAGGUUCUGGAACCUCAGACUGACUCAAUUAAACAUGACAAAAGAUGUUGUUGGUGGAGAAGGAGAACCUGGAUUCAGAAAACCUAGUAGUGUUUCGGCUUAUGAUGAAGCGAUGGAUGCUUUGUCCUCUCUCAUCACCAAAAAGAAUCGUGCUGAUAAGAUCGUCGUCGACCAUAGAUAUGAGCUGAUGUUUGAGUAUGUUAAGAUUUUGGAAUUAGAGGAACCAAUUUCCCAGAUGAAGAUCAUCCAUGUUGCAGGCACAAAAGGAAAGGGAUCAACAUGCGUGUUCACAGAAGCUAUAUUACGCAAUUGUGGCUUUCACACUGGACUCUUCACAUCUCCUCACCUCAUUGAUGUUAGAGAAAGAUUUCAAUUGGAUGGUGAGGACAUAAGCAAAGAGAAGUUUUUGGCAUACUUUUGGUGGUGUUGGGAUAGACUGAAGGCAUGAUUUCUGAUCUGUAUACUAUAUGAAUAAGAAAUGCGGUGAUGAUAUUCCAAUGCCAACUUUAUUCCGCUUCCUUGCUUUACUUGCUUUCAAAAUAUUUGCAGCAGAGCAAGUAGAUGUUGCUGUUAUGGAGGUGGGAUUAGGUGGAAAGACUGAUGCAACCAACGUGGUUCAGACACCUAUAGUAUGUGGAAUCACACCACUAGGGUAUGACCAUACCGAAGUUCUUGGAAAUACUCUUGGAGAAAUUGCGGGUGAGAAAGCUGGUAUCUUUAAGAAAGGUGUUCCAGCAUUUACUGUUUCACAACCAGAAGAAGCCAUGCAAGUACUUAAAGAAAAAGCCUCCCGGUUAGAUGUGAAUCUUGAAGUGGCAAACAUGUUGGAUAGUAAAUUGCUAAAUGGAUUACAUUUAGGGCUUGCAGGGGAUCACCAAUAUAUAAAUGCAGGGCUUGCCAUCAUGUUAAGCUCCACAUGGCUCCAAAGGACAGGUCAUUUGGAAGUUGAGACUAGUUAUUUGUCUGAGAGAUUCAUCAAGGGGCUAGCAAGUGCAAAUUUACAAGGAAGGGCUCAGAUAAUUCAUGACAAGCAAGGUGGUGAUAACUCCAGGAAAGACUCUGCACAGAUAUUAUUGUUCAAUUGUAUGUCGGUGAGGGACCCACAGUUGCUGUUUCCGCGGUUGGUGGACACAUGUGGUGGUCAUGGUGUAAAGUUUAAAAAGGCGAUAUUUGUGCCAAAUAUGUCGGUUUACAACAAAGUUGGAUCCAGUUCAUCGUCUUUGCCACAAACUGAUUUACAACAAGUUGAUAAUUCAUGGCAGCUGACACUUGGAAGAGUAUGGGAGAACACUGUAUGCAGUGAAGGUGAAACAGGAACUUGUGAAAGUAAAAACAGUAUGGUGUUUUCAUCACUUCCAUUGGCCAUAAAAUGGUUGAGAGACACUGCCAAACAAAAUACGUCUGUUCAGCUGCAGGUCCUGGUUACUGGUUCGUUGCAUUUGGUGGGUGAUGUUAUGAAAUUAGUGAACAAAUAACUCAACAAACUCAAAAUUUUUACAAGUUACAACAACAAAGAUGGAUUUAACAUUUAUUGUAGUUUAUGUUUCAUUGUAUUUGUUUCAAAAAACUAUCUGAUGUUUAUUAGUGGUAUUGUAUUUGUUUAUGAUACUUAGCUUGGUUUUUUGUAAAAUAUUACCAUUGAUUACUAUUAUUUUUAUUAUAGC